AUGGACUGUGUUCUCAGCUGGAUGGACCUGUGUCUCUCAUCUGAUGGACUGUGUUCAGCUGGAUGGACUGUGUCUCAGCGGAUGGACUGUGGUCUCAGCUGGAUGGACUGUGUCCUCAGCUGGAGACUGUGUCUCAGCUGGAGGAACUGUCUCUCAGCUGAUGGUCUGUGUCUCUCAGCUGGAUGGACUGUGUCUCAGCUGGAUGGACUGUGUCUCAGCUGGAUGGACCCUGUGUCUCAGCUUGGAGGAACUGUCUCUCAGCUGGAUGACUCGUUCUCAGCUGGAUGGACCUGUGGUCCUCAGCUGAUGGACCUGUGUCUCAUCUGGAUGGACUGUUGUCCUCAGCUGGGAUGGACGUGUCCUCAGCUUGAGAACAGUCUCCAGCAGGAUGACUGUGGUCUCAGCUGGAUGGACUGUCUCACUGGACGACUGUGUCUCAGCUUGGAUGGACUGUGUCUCUCAGCUGGAUGGACCGUGUCACUCAGCGGAUGGACUGUGUCUCUCAGCAGGAUGGACUGUGUCUCAGCUGGAUGGACUGUGCUCAGCUGGAUGACUGUUCUCAGCUGGAUGGACUGUGUCCUCUCAGCUGAGGACUGUGUUCUCUCAGCUGGAUGGACUGUGUUCUCAGCUGGAUGGACUGUGUCCUCAGCUGGAUGGACUGUGACCUCCUUCACUGAUGGACUGUCGUGUGCUGAAGUGUCUGAUGAAGAGGAGCUAGAGCCGACCUCCACAAAGGCCCAGAAAAACAAACGGACCAAGAGGACAGAUGCGUGUGCUGAAGUGUCUGAUGAAGAGGAGCUAGAGCCGACCUCCACAAAGGCCCAGAAAAACAAACGGACCAAGAGGACAGAUGCGUGUGCUGAAGUGUCUGAUGAAGAGGAGCUAGAGCCGACCUCCACAAAGGCCCAGAAAAACAAACGGACCAAGAGGACAGAUGAAGCUUCUAGAAACCCAAAGAAACCCUGGAGUGAGGAGGAGAGCCGUGGAGAAGAGGAUGGAGAAGGAGAGUCCUACCACGUCUUCUGCAGCUACAGCAGCACUGACUACCAAUGGACACACACUCUCAUACAGCAGCUGGAGCAAAGUGGUCUGAGAGUGUGUGACCAUGAGAGAGACUUCACUGCAGGACGUCCCAUCCUUAACAACAUGUCUGAGAGCAUCCAGAAGAGCCAGAAGGUGCUGCUGGUCCUGAGUGCAGAGUUUGUGCAAAGCCGCUGGUGUCUGCUGGAGGCCAACAUGUCCAUGUUCAGAGACUGUCUCCAGAGGAAGCCCAUAGUGCCAUUGCUGCUGCAGAGGGACCUGCCCAUUCCUCUGCACCUGGCCCACCUCACCUACCUGGACGUCCACCAGCCCGACUUCAGACAGCAACUGAUGCGAGUCCUGUGUACGCCCAACCAGGAGAUGCAGGGCUCCACUGUAGUGCCCUACCAGCCUCCCUCCUUCUAUAAUGGAAAAAGACUUGAGCCUCUGUCCCCAGUUAAUGAUGGGAAGGCCGUGGGUCAGGCCAACGGUCUCCUGCACGAGGAGCACGUCCUGAUCGGGGCUCAGUCCAACUCUAAACUGUUCCUGGUGUAUGUGAGUGUGGAGAGAUGCAGACAGGAGCUGAGUGCACAGGACCAGUACCAGGAGGGUUUUUAUAAAGCCAUUCUGGAGCACUCCUCUGAGUACACAUGCUGCCUCUUUAACAGAUACUUCCCCUUCGACACGUCCUCCACCUCUGCUCACCUGGAGGGAGGCGUGUGCUUCUGUCAAGAAAUGGAGAGUGCAGAGUUUCUGUCUCCGGUGCUCUCUCAGGGAGAGUCCUACCACGUCUUCUGCAGCUACAGCAGCACUGACUACCAAUGGACACACACUCUCAUACAGCAGCUGGAGCAAAGUGGUCUGAGAGUGUGUGACCAUGAGAGAGACUUCACUGCAGGACGUCCCAUACUAGACAACAUGUCUGAGAGCAUCCAGAAGAGCCAGAAGGUGCUGCUGGUCCUGAGUGCAGAGUUUGUGCGAAGCCGCUGGUGUCUGCUGGAGGCCAACAUGUCCAUGUUCAGAGACUGUCUCCAGAGGAAGCCCAUAGUGCCAUUGCUGCUGCAGAGGGACCUGCCCAUUCCUCUGCACCUGGCCCACCUCACCUACCUGGAAGUCCAGCAGCCAGACUUCAGACAGCAACUGAUGCGAGUCCUGUGUACGCCCAACCAGGAGAUGCAGGGCUCCACUGCGCCUCCAUCUCUCUACAAUGGGAAGAGACUGGAGCCUCUGUCCCCAGUUAAUGAACGGAAUCUCAUUAAUAAGUUUGACUGUGGAGUGUGGAGCAACUUUGUGCCUGACCAACUGAGCUUGAUCAUUAGGAAGCCAGAACGCUACAGAGAGGCCGUAGUGCACGAGCUUCAGAAGGCCGUGGGUCAGGCCAACAACCUCCUGUACGAGGAGCACGUCCUGAUGGGGGCUCAGUCACACUCUAAACUGUUCCUGGUUUAUGUGAGUGUGGAGAGAUGUAAACAGGAGCUGGCCCAGGACCAGGAGUUCUUCCAUGACUCUAUCCUGAAGUUCUCCUGUGAGUAUGCAUGCUGUCUUUCCAAAAGGCACUUCCCCUCUCCAAAUGCCUCCACUUUGAGCCAUCUGGAGGGAAACAUGUGCUUCUGUCAGUUUGUUCUUCUUAAGAUCUCAGCGAAAGAAGGAAGAAAAAACAGGUGA
This is a messenger RNA of Knipowitschia caucasica, 2685 nucleotides long. The record is from the annotation of a GenBank genome assembly. Lineage: Eukaryota; Metazoa; Chordata; Actinopteri; Gobiiformes; Gobiidae.